GCUGCUGGAGUGCGGCGCCGCCGUGCAGCACCCGGGAGCCGGCUGGCUGGCUGGCAGGCAGACGGGCGGACAGACGAGCGAAGGGGUGGCAGGGACAAGAGCGGCGGCCACGGGGCGCAGGGCAGGCGUCUGCAGGGCUGCACCUUCCCAAGGCCAGCCUUCGCCGAGCCCGGGACUGGGUUCGAGCGGCGGCGAGGCGGCAGCCCCGCGCACACCAAAGAGGAGGUGGCCGUGCAGGCAGCGGCGGCCCUAACCAUGCUGUGCUAUGUGACGAGGCCGGACGCGGUGCUGAUGGAGGUGGAGGUGGAGGCGAAAGCCAAUGGCGAGGACUGCCUCAACCAGGUGUGUAGGCGAUUGGGAAUCAUUGAAGUUGAUUAUUUUGGACUGCAGUUUACGGGUAACAAAGGUGAAAGUUUAUGGCUGAAUCUGAGAAACCGGAUCUCCCAGCAGAUGGAUGGGCUGGCACCUUACCGGCUUAAACUGAGAGUCAAGUUCUUUGUGGAGCCUCAUCUCAUUUUACAGGAGCAGACAAGGCAUAUCUUUUUCUUGCACAUCAGGGAGUCCCUUUUGGCAGGCCACCUCCAGUGCUCCCCAGAGCAGGCAGUGGAGCUCAGUGCCCUUCUGGCCCAGACCAAGUUUGGGGACUACAAUCAGAACACUGCCAAGUACAACUAUGAGGAGCUGUGUGCAAAGGAACUCUCCAGCACCACCUUGAACAGCAUCAUUGCAAAGCAUAAGGAGUUGGAGGGGACCAGCCAGGCUUCAGCUGAGUACCAAGUUCUGCAGCUCGUGUCAGCAAUGGAAAACUAUGGCAUAGAAUGGCAUGCUGUGAGGGACAGUGAAGGGCAGAGACUCCUCAUUGGGGUUGGACCUGAAGGAAUCUCAAUUUGUAAAGAUGACUUUACCCCACUCAAUAGGAUAGCUUAUCCUGUGGUGCAGAUGGCCACCCAGUCAGGAAAGAAUGUGUACUUGACCAUCACCAAGGAGUCUGGGAACAGCAUUGUGCUCCUGUUUAAAAUGAUUAGCACCAGAGCAGCCAGUGGGCUCUAUCGAGCAAUCACCGAAACGCACGCUUUCUACAGGUGUGACACAGUGACCAGUGCUGUCAUGAUGCAGUAUAGUCGUGACUUAAAGGGUCACUUGGCAUCUCUGUUUCUGAAUGAAAACAUUAACCUUGGCAAGAAGUAUGUCUUUGAUAUUAAAAGAACAUCAAAGGAGGUGUAUGACCAUGCUAGGAGAGCGCUCUACAAUGCUGGUGUUGUGGACCUCGUUUCAAGAAGUGACCAGAGCCCUCCCAACUCUCCUCUGAAGUCCUCAGAAAGCAGCAUGAACUGCAGCAGCUGUGAGGGCCUCAGCUGCCAGCAGACCAGGGCACUGCAGGAGAAGCUACGUAAGCUGAAGGAAGCCAUGCUGUGUAUGGUGUGCUGCGAGGAGGAGAUCAACUCCACCUUCUGCCCUUGUGGCCACACUGUGUGCUGUGAGAGCUGCGCUGCCCAGCUGCAGUUGUGUCCAGUCUGCCGAUCUCGUGUUGAACACGUCCAGCACGUCUAUCUGCCAACCCACACCAGUCUUCUCAAUCUAACUGUAAUCUAAUCUGUCCUGCAUUUAUUGGACAUGCCAUGUUUCCACGAACUGCACUAUUGUAAACUAUAAGAAUAAUAAUUUUGUGGAGAAUAUCUCACUCCCAACAUCCAUCUGCCAUGCAACAUUAAAAAAAAAAAAACAAAGAAGAACAAGAACACAGCUAAUCCUCACUGCAAAAACACAUCCAUGCAUAGAACCAACAACCCCUGGGGACCAGGAAAAGCUCUGGGAUAUGGACACAUUCCUUGGACUUUGGUUUUUUUUUAAUGAUCAAGUAAAGGAAUAGGUAAAAUCUUUGUCAGUUAAGUGGCAACGCAGCCAGAAAGUGGGUACUUUUAGGAAAUGAUGUCGUUUUAGUUCCCUUAAUAUAUCUGAAGUACAUUUUCUACCUGCAGCAGAUCCUGUAGGAAUUUACUUGGUUCUUUUGGGAUGGUCAUGGAGUGCAAACAUCUUUAAUAGGAAAAUUUUUCUUAAAUAUUCAUUGUUAAACUCUCAUUUCUGUUUCUCUGACUUGUUCAAGAAUAAUUGGAAAGCAUGCAGAUUUAAAAAUCAAUUCUGUGACUUUUAAAAGGUUAACAGCACUGUUAGAUUUAAACCAGCUGGCGAGGAGAAAGCAGGUAACUCAGCGGGGGUGGGUUUUCCCUUCCUCUUCCCCUGGUCCUGGGCUCCAUACCUUUGGAUUAUAAAAUGCUACCAGUUUGGUUAAAAGAUUUCUGUGGAGUAGUCAAGCACUCCUUGGUCUUUUGAGCUGGUGGGUGUUUUAGAUUAUAAGGGGAGAGCAUUUUCAUGGGAAGGGAAAGCCCAGCUUGUUGAGAUAUGGAGCCGCCUGGUGCACACAGGACAAUCCACUUCUCCCACACACUGACUCCAGCUUCACUCUUGGGUGUUACUUUGCUUGAAUGAUCAAAUCUUUUACAGCCUUAUCACAGGUUUCUAGAUAUUAUCUCCUUUUUGUGUGUUUUUUGUUUUGUUUUUUAAGUAAAUGCUUAAAUAUUUUUUUGGUUGCCCCCUCUGUGUCUGUCAGAGGGGCUUUGGUUCUGUUUGUCUCUAUAUUCUUAAACAUGUUUUCCACUCCCACUUGGGCAUUUUGGAAACUGGUCAGCUAGUGGGUUUUCUAGGAUGUCGGGAAACCUAGAUGACCUUCUCGGGUGCAAUACUAGCUAAGCUAAAGCUAGGAACCUACACUGUCACUUUACUGAGAUUUCUGAUGUACUUUUCAUAUUGCCUUAAUGCAGCAGUAUGUGUUUAUGCAUUUGUUUCUUUGCACAGACGUUUUGUCAAAUAUUAAAAAACUCUACUUUUUUAUGGCACAUAUUAGCAUAUAAGCCUUUAUUCCAAGAGGUAUUUAUUUUUUCACUUGUAAAAAAAUAAUGUUUCCACAUAAAAAAAAAAAACUCUGCUAUAUCCUAGAGGACUUCUGUCUUUUAUAUUCAGGAUAAUAAAGACUU
This is a messenger RNA of Castor canadensis (American beaver), 3032 nucleotides long. It is a transcript of the gene Mylip, whose product is annotated as myosin regulatory light chain interacting protein. Gene Ontology annotation, molecular function: cytoskeletal protein binding; ubiquitin-protein transferase activity. Gene Ontology annotation, cellular component: cytoskeleton. The record is from RefSeq and is a predicted model, not a curated record. Gene Ontology annotation, biological process: ubiquitin-dependent protein catabolic process. Lineage: Eukaryota; Metazoa; Chordata; Mammalia; Rodentia; Castoridae.